UAUACAUCUUUUUGAUUGGUUCGGCCUCUUAUACAGCUCAAACCCAGCUAGGCAAAACAAGGGUCUAGAGAAAUGAUGACUCUGCAACUCAGCCUCUCACUCUCUUCUUCUUCUUCACAUUUCCCUGUGUUGUUUGGAACUAAUCUUCGAAUUCAGUCCAAUUCCUUCACCCCAAUUCCGCAUUUCUCGAAUUCGAAUCACUUGAAGAACUUUGGAGUUGUGGGCAAGCGUAGGGAUAGAAUCGAUUUUGUGAGAGAGGCAAGAAUUGCUACUACAUCAAGAAUCAGUUGUUCUGCGGAAGUUGGGGAGCUCAAAGAGACCGAUGAAAUUGUGAAAGAUAAAAGCGUCUCCGUCAUUCUUCUGGCUGGAGGAAAGGGCAAGCGGAUGGGGGCAAGCAUGCCAAAGCAGUAUCUUCCACUUCUUGGGCAACCGAUUGCUUUAUAUAGUUUGUACACUUUCUCACGCAUGAUUGAAGUGAAGGAAAUUAUUGUAGUUUGUGAUCCAUCUUACCACGACAUUUUUGAAGAUACCAAACAAAAUAUCAAUGUCGACCUGAAAUUUACUUUGCCUGGAAAGGAGAGACAAGAUUCUGUAUAUAGUGGACUUCAGGCUGUUGAUUUGAGCUCUGAACUUUUAUGUAUCCAUGACUCCGCAAGACCUCUGGUGUCAUCUGGAGAUAUAAAAAAGGUUCUUAAAGAUGGUUGGCGGAGUGGAGCAGCUGUACUUGGUGUUCCUGUCAAAGCUACAAUCAAAGAGGCAAAUAGUGAAUCUUAUGUAGUAAGAACUCUGGACAGAAAAACACUUUGGGAAAUGCAAACCCCACAGGUCAUCAAGCCUGAGUUGCUUAAGAAGGGCUUUGAGCUUGUAAAUAGAGAGCGCCUUGAAGUCACGGAUGACGUGUCCAUCGUGGAGCACCUUAAACAUCCUGUAUUCGUCACCGAAGGAUCUUACACCAACAUCAAGGUUACAACCCCCGACGAUUUAUUACUUGCGGAAAGGAUAUUGAAUACUAGCUAGCUCUGCAGAGUCAUCUUAGUAAUAUUCAUUCCAUUUUGGCCUUUUUUUUUUUUUUUUUGUUGGUCCUGAAUUUUAAUGUUGUUCUACUGCUGUUGACAGAUUGUUGGAUAAAAUGCAAUUUUUUUUUUUUUUAUUUUAUUUUAUAUC
This is a messenger RNA of Cornus florida, 1164 nucleotides long. Its product is annotated as 2-C-methyl-D-erythritol 4-phosphate cytidylyltransferase, chloroplastic. The transcript is spliced from 11 exons. The record is from RefSeq and is a predicted model, not a curated record. Gene Ontology annotation, molecular function: 2-C-methyl-D-erythritol 4-phosphate cytidylyltransferase activity. Gene Ontology annotation, biological process: isoprenoid biosynthetic process. Bases 73 to 1017 code for a protein of 314 amino acids. NCBI's taxonomy places the organism in Eukaryota, Viridiplantae, Streptophyta, Magnoliopsida, Cornales, Cornaceae.